Molecule: messenger RNA, 3611 nt
Organism: Nerophis ophidion (straightnose pipefish)
Lineage: Eukaryota; Metazoa; Chordata; Actinopteri; Syngnathiformes; Syngnathidae
Gene: trit1
Product: tRNA isopentenyltransferase 1
Exons: 11
Coding region: 1803-2900 (365 amino acids)
Biological process (GO): tRNA modification
Cellular component (GO): mitochondrion
Molecular function (GO): ATP binding; tRNA dimethylallyltransferase activity
Source: RefSeq, a predicted model, not a curated record
ACAUGAAACAAAAACUUCUAUGUAGGUCUGAGUUAGGCCUAUAUUUCAUACAUUGACAACCCCCAGCAAAAAUCAACACAAAGUUUGCAAUUCCCCCUUUAAAACAAAAAUUGUGUAAAAACAGUCACCUUUUUUCAAACAUUAUCUCCUCUGAGCGCGUUUGUCAUGUCGGCUUCAAAUAAGCACAGGACAGAGAUUGAACCCUUCUGAUUAAAAGUUAAUGAAAGAGUUUAUACAGAAUCUAAGAGACUGAUGUAUAACACGUGUACACAACUUUUUCUCUGUGUAAUAAUCCAUCCAUCUUCUACUGCUUAUCCAGGCUUGGGUCGCGGACAUGUGGACAUGUUCCAUAAAUAUUGAUGUUAAAGAUUUCUUUUUUUGUGAAGAAAUGUUUAGAAGUAAGUUGAUGAAUCCAGAUGGAUCUCUAUUACAAUCCCCAAAGAGGGCACUUUAAGUUGAUGAUUACUUCUAUGCGGAGAAAUCUUUAUUAGGGACCGAUGUCCCUUUGGGACAGAGGACCCUAUUGAAUUUCUAGCGUUUUAUUAUUAUUAUUACACCGCCGCCUCUUAGAGCUGUAAUUUGACCCCCUUAACAUGCUUCAAAACUCACCAAAUUUGAAACCCACAUCAGGACUGGCGAAAAUUACGAUCGAUUCCAAAAACCAAACCCCAAAACUCAAAAUUGCGCUCUAGCGCCCCCUAGGAAGAAAACACAGACAAAGCUGCCUCUAACUCCCGGUAGCAAUGUCGUAGACACAUGAAACAAAAACUUCUAUGUAGGUCUCAGUUAGGCCUAUAUUUCCUACACUGACAACCCCCAGCAAAAAUCAACAGAAAGUUUGCAAUUCCCCCUUUAAAACAAAAAUUGUGUAAAAACAGUCACCUUUUUUCAAACAUUAUCUCCUCUGAGCGCGUUUGUCAUGUCGGCUUCAAAUAAGCACAGGACAGAGAUUGAACCCUUCUGAUUAAAAGUUAAUGAAAGAGUUUAUACAGACUGAUGUAUAACACGUGUACACAACUUUUUCUCUGUGUAAUAAUCCAUCCAUCCAUCCAUCUUCUACUGCUUAUCCAGGCUUGGGUCGCGGGGGCAGCAACCCAAACGGUCCCGUCCAUUGCUGCUUGAAGCUUUAAUUUAUAAUUGAAUCACUUGUUUAUUUUUCAACAACUUUUUAGUGAUUUUUAUAUCUUUUUUUCCAAAAAAGACCACUAGAAAGGAGCAAUAUUUUGCACUGUUAUUCAAUUUAAUAAAUCAGAAACUGAUGACAUAGUGCUGUAUUUUACUUCUUUAUCUCUUUUUUUCAACCAAAAAUGCUUUGCUCUGAUUAGGGGGUACUUGAAUGAAAAAAUGUUGACAGGGGGUACAUCACUGAAAAAAGGUUGGGAAGCAUUUCUAAUUCCGUGAGGUGUCUAGAAUAGGAGUUUGCACAUCAGUCCUGCUCUCUUUGCUCAAGGGGAGCAUUUCUAACUGCGUUGACUCUGAUUCUAACAAUAAUUGAACAUACUUUAUGCCCAGAUCUCAUGUUGUGGGGCCAUUUUGCUAGCAUGCAAGUGAAAAUGAUAUUUACAUUUAAUGAAAGUGAGGGUUUUAAAAGUGUAUCUUGCAAUUUAACGGUACCUGAGGGGAUACUUUUGGGGAUUGCUGUGAUUUGCUUUGGUGUAAUACAAACUGUCCACAAUAUAUCUGUUUGUAAAAAUGCCAAUCACAUAUUUCUGAGAGCCAAAUGAGGAUUUUAAUGACGCUGAACCUCACUGGCGUCGUCUUAUUGACUGACUGAGCAUUUUUUCAGUAUUCCUUAAUUACCAAUGUCCAACAUUGCCGACAUGCACGAGCGCAACAUCCUGCCAAUCAUUGUCGGAGGAACUAACUACUACAUCGAGUCCCUGCUGUGGCGAGUCCUAUUGGACGCCGGGAAGGAGCGCUCCGGAGAUGGAGGCGUGGACAGGAAGAUGCAGCUGGAGAAACUGGCAGGAGAUGAAUUACAUAAUCGACUGAUGGAAGUGGACCCCAAAAUGGCUGCCAUGUUGCACCCCAAUGACAAGCGCAAAGUUGCCAGAAGCCUGCAGGUCUAUGAUGAGACGGGCGUCCCUCACAGCUCCUGGCUGGAGGAGCAGCGAGGCCAGCAGGGAGGCAACAGCCUCGGGGGCCCGCUGAGGUUCCAAGACCCGUGCAUCUUUUGGCUGCAGGCUGACAUGGACGAGCUGGACAAGAGGCUGGACUGUCGUGUAGACCAGAUGCUGUCUGCUGGCCUGAUUGAAGAACUGCGAGACUUCCACGCACGCUUCAAUCAGAAGGAAGCCCAGAAGGACAGGCCCAACUACCAGCACGGAAUCUUCCAGUCCAUUGGUUUCAAAGAGUUCCAUGAAUACCUGACGGCGCCCGAAAGCAUCACCCAGCAGGAGAAAGAAGUGCUGAGAAACAAAGGUGUAGCAGCUUUAAAGAUGGCCACCAGGCGCUACGCUCGCAAGCAGAACAAAUGGGUCCGCAACCGAUUCCUUAAACGAGCUGGAGCUGGAGAGUGCGUGCCAUCAGUUUACGGCCUGGAUGUGACAGAUGUGUCCAGAUGGGAGGAGACGGUGGUGAAGCCUGCACUGCUGAUAGUGGACAGUCUCCGCAAGCGUGAGCAGCCCGCGGUCAACGCCAUCAGGAUGCAGGGGGCGGAGCCAGGAAACACACGCAGCCACCAUACCUGCCACCUGUGCCACAAAGUCAUCAUCGGAGACCUGGAGUGGGCUGCUCACCUCAAAUCCAAGAAGCAUCACUUCCAGGUGAGGAAGAAGAAGAGAACAAGUGAAUGCAAGGACUCUCAGAGUAGGCCUUCAGUUCCUUCAUCAGUUCCUCCAUCAGUUCCUCCGUCAGAUGUUGAGAGUGAUACAAAACUCUCCACUCACACCACACACUAGCAAGCUGCUGGCACAUGGAAACAAGCACCAAGUCUUCAUGAAGGAUCACACAUGUCACUUCUCCAGCAUCAUGGCAGCUUCUUUUGGAUCUAAAAGCAAGCUGAAAUGGAGCAAAAGGAGCCUCAUGAGUUCAUCAUUUACUGAGAGGACCACUUUCUGACUGUUGGACCAAAAGCUGACUUUUGAGGAACUAUUCGUAAUGUGCUGUGAAAACAACAACAUCAGAUGUGACGUGUAGAAGAACCGGCAGGCAGCUUCGUCGCCCUGAUUUGACCAUCAAAAUAAAAAAGGGUACUGGUUUUCGUUUCACAUUAACACACCGUAAAAAGGACUGUGGAUUUUACGCUACUAAAAUGUCACUUCAUACUCCAAAAUUUGGCGUAGAAAUAAAAGUUGUACCAUUUUUCAAACCACUCCAAAAACACUGUGUGGAUUUUACCGUGAAAUCCUUUUUUUUUUUUUUUUUACUGUAAAAUCUAUAGAUAUUUUUUACAGUGUACAGGAGUCAGUGCAGAUAAAGGACUUGGCUUCAAUUCCAGCCUAAUAUUAAAGCCUCCUCUUACUUGUCUAUUUAUUUUCACCUUUAGUUUGUUUGAUAUAUAUCUUUAUUUUCUGGCGUCUAUUUUCUUACUUUACAAAACAAGAGACAAGAGAAUGUUGGACGGCUGACAAUAAAUAGAAUUAUUUUUCCUCUGGGUACAAUGGUCACGU